AUGGCUAAUCCGCCCAAAGCCCAAUCUCCCGAUGUCUCAGAUCAAGAUAAACGAGCCCAACUCGACGACUUGAUCGCACGUGCCGCUGCAAAAGAUGCGACUAAGGACCAUGACUCUGCCUCUGAGUUAUAUUCCCAAGCUACCGAGCUUCAGGCUGAACUCAAUGGCGAACUAUCCCCCGACAAUGCCGAUUUACUAUAUGCCUACGGAAAAUCACUGUAUAACGUGGCUGUGAGCAAAAGCGAUGUCCUUGGCUCUAAGGUCGCUGGAGAACAACAAUCGCAGGCCGGUGUCGCAUCUUCAACGACUAAACGUCUCGGAGAGUCGAGCUCCACGAGCGAUUCCCUUGUUCAAGAUGCAAUCGCCAAUUCGAUGGCUCAACCCCCAUCUUUCACCAAGGAUGCGGAUAAAGAAACAGUACCCACGGAAUCCAAGCCAUUCUUCCAGUUUACAGGAGAUGAGAACUUCGUUGACUCUGAUGACUCUGAUGAUGAAAAUACAGAGCAUGCGGAGGAUGAUGAAGACGACGAUGAUUUUGCUAAUGCCUUUGAGGUUCUUGAUCUUGCCCGUGUUCUUUACCUCAAGAAGCUGAAGAUUGCAGAGGAAGAAGACGAAGGCAAAGGUAAAUCAACUGUGAUGUCUGUAGACACCAAACAUAUCAAAGAAAGACUCGCGGAUACGCACGACCUUCAAGCUGAAAUCUCCUUAGAGGGGGAAAGAUUCGACGAUGCAGUCACUGAUCUGAGAACCGUUCUCGAAUUGAGAAACUCACUGUAUCCUUUGGAAGAUCCUUCCGUCGCUGAGUGCCAUUAUAAGCUCUCCCUCGCUCUGGAAUUCGCUUCGGUCCAACAGAAUGACGAGGAUGAUGGCGGCAAUGACAAGCGGAAGAUUGAUGAAGGGAUGAGAAAAGAAGCCGCAAUCCAGAUGGAACGUGCUAUCGAGAGCUGCAGGGUCAGGAUGCUCCAGGAGGAGAAGAGAUUUGAAGUGGAGAAGCAAGAGGAUGAGGAUAAGGCAACUGCAACAAAGCGCAAGAUCGCCAAUGUCAAGGAAAUUGUCACAGAGAUGGAGCAAAGGCUAACUGAUCUGCGCCGACCACCCGUCUCGAUUGAACACAACGAUCAAGCCAACGAGGCUAUGCUGAAGGGAGUUCUAGGUCAAAUUAUUGGGCAAUCAGCAACAGACCAGAAAGCCCAGCUUGAUGCAGCUAGCAAGGGAGCAACAGAUCUUUCUGCCUUUGUCAAACGGAAGUCUGCAAAGCAGCCAACACAGCAAGCCGAAACUUCCUCAAAAAGACCUGCUGAGGAAUCACCCGUGGCGGAUGGCUCCAAGCGGUCUCGUAUCGACGAUGCUUCCUCGUGA
Molecule: messenger RNA, 1359 nt
Organism: Penicillium paradoxum
Lineage: Eukaryota; Fungi; Ascomycota; Eurotiomycetes; Eurotiales; Aspergillaceae
Product: SHNi-TPR domain-containing protein
Exons: 2
Coding region: 1-1359 (452 amino acids)
Biological process (GO): CENP-A containing chromatin assembly; DNA replication-dependent chromatin assembly
Cellular component (GO): nucleoplasm
Molecular function (GO): histone binding
Source: RefSeq, a predicted model, not a curated record